Plectropomus leopardus (leopard coralgrouper) is the source of this 4932-nucleotide messenger RNA. RefSeq lists its product as uncharacterized. Gene Ontology annotation, cellular component: nucleus. The record is from RefSeq and is a predicted model, not a curated record. Gene Ontology annotation, molecular function: DNA binding; protein binding; DNA (cytosine-5-)-methyltransferase activity, acting on CpG substrates. Lineage: Eukaryota; Metazoa; Chordata; Actinopteri; Perciformes; Serranidae. Gene Ontology annotation, biological process: negative regulation of transcription by RNA polymerase II.
AUGGCAGUGAACGUGGCAGUGAAUGCAGACAUGGGUAGCAUUGGGCUACCGAAUCGCUAUGAGCUGCUGGGUUGGCUCAAUGAAACUUUACAGACAGGUUUCACCAGGGUGGAGCAGCUAUGCACAGGUGCAGCCUACUGCCAGCUGAUGGAUUGGUUGUUUCCUCAGUCUCUGGACCUCUCCAGGGUCCGGUUCCAAAGCAAUAACACUGUGGACGUGAUCCACAACUUCAGUUUACUGCAGGCUGCGUUCAGAAAAGUUGGAGUGAUGCGAAACAUCCCCAUCGAGACGCUCAUGAGCAAGAAGCCUGCAGUGGCUCUGGCCUUCCUGCAGUGGUUUAAAGUGUUUUUUGACGAGAACAACACGGAGGGCAGAGAGUACCAUGCUUUGGAGGCCAGAGGUGGACAGAAUAUGGUCCCUGCUAACUCAGAUAGUCAUCCCCCUCAGACGCCUCCUCAGAAACUGGAGAUUAUUGUGAAGAUGAAGAGCAAAAAAGUGGAAGAACCAAGACAAGAAAAACCCACAGAGAGUUUGAAGAAAAAAGCAGAUGUGAUCGUAGUCAUAUCCGAUGACGACGAUGUGAUUGAUAUGACGGCUGCGACUGUGAAGCAAACAGAGAAAAUGGAGACAGAUGUGAAAGAAGAGGCGCAGGGGACAAAGGUGGAGCAAGCAGAAGCAGCAACAGAGAAAGGAAACGAAAAGAGCAGUGACACAUUGUCGGACUUCAUCAGACGAUACUGUCGCGACACAAACUUAAAUACGAGUACAGACGCUGAGGUUUCUGCCAUCUUGAGUCCAGCCCACCCCGCGGACCUCAUUGAGAACUGCUUAAGCUCGCCGUACUGUCUAUAUCUGUUUAUGGGCGUGGAGCUGGAUGGAAGACAGAGCAGGAGCGUCGUCCUGGUUGGCUACCUCGACCAGCCGUCAGGGGUCGGCGUGGUGAGGCCGCUGCUCACGCUGCAGAUGAGCUCAGAUGCUGUUGAGUCACAAACCACAGCGCACACAAACACAACCACAGACACACACACAGCAGAUACAGACGCACGCCUUCUGAUUAAGACACUGAAGGAAUGCGGCCUCUCUCUCAUCAACCUGGCUGUGUUUUACUGUGACUCUCCACACCUAAGCGUGUGCCAGGUGUUUGUGUCGCGGCUGCAGGCUUUCAGCCCUCGGUUAGUAUCACUCUGUGGCCUCCCUGGUGUGGCAGGAAGAGCCUGCCACGCCGGACUCUUGGCUUCCUUUAGUAGCGUGGUUGACCUGGUUAGAGACGUCCACGAUCACUUCCUCACCUGCUCCUCUGUCAGUGGCGAUCUGAAAGAGCUAUUUGUUGAUGCAGAGUCUUAUAAUCCAUCCAAACCUAUUUCUGCACAGUGUUUGUUUUUCAUCCGCUUUGUGCAGAGGAUGGUCAGCAACUGGAGGCUUAUCACACUCCACUUUAGGUCACUGAGUGAAGCAGAGGAUGCCCCCCAGAUCAGAACCAAGCUCAUGGAUCAUAAAGUCAAACUGCGCCUCAUAUUCCUCUCCCACAUUCUGGAGCCGCUCCGAGCUCUCCAACAGCUGCAGCAGAGCAGCACAGCGGCCGUGGCCGUGGAGCUCCAGCUGACCGCCAUGCUGGUUCACUCCUAUGCAGCCAGUCUCUUCCGGCCCACUGCCGCCGAGCGCUUUCUAAGGAAGAGAGACCCAAACCUCCUCCAAAGUACCACAGAGUUUCUCCCCGUAUCAGAAGUGCAAGUGGGUGCUCGUGCCAGGGAAUUCCUGUGGGCCACUGCUGUUGUGGAUCUGGGAGAACAAGAGAGAAGAGACUUCCUGAUGGAUGCAGCAGCUUUCUAUAAAGCAGCGCUGCAGAGAUUAGUGGAGAGUCUUCCUCAGCAUCUUGGAGAGUUGGCGCUGAAGAAUAUCGUCCGAGUGCUGAAACAUCCCGAAAAUGUCACUAGUAAUAAAUUGCCCAGGCCUGCGCUGUUAGAGCUGGGGGAUCAGCUGGGGCUUCAUCUGAGCGUGUGUAACGCUGGGUUCCCAGAAAGACAAAGACAAAGACUGGCUAGUGAUUAUAUUGAUUUCGUCAAGACAGUAAAGCAGGAACAACGUCACUGCUGGGCAAAGAUGUUGCUUGCCACGAGGCCGCACUCUGCUCUGCGUAGACUCUUCCUGACCCUCAUGGCCCUGCCAGGCUCUCUCUGCAGGACGCAGGUGUUUGCUAAGGUUUUCAACAAGGCUCUUCCUAAAAGCCAGGAAACACCGAAAGCACCAGAUCAAGCAUCAAGUUGGGAAGGAAUACCUUGCAUCAAGAAAAUACGGACACAUCCCCAGAAAGAUCAUAGUGGCAAGAAGAAAAAACUACAGGAAGGAGUGAAGAAAGACGAGACUUCAUCAGAUGAGGAUGACGGUAUUAAGGCCAAACCCAAUCUACAUUUUCCUUCUAAAAGCCCCAGCAGCAUUGAGGACUCCGAAAAAACAGACAAUUCCUCUGAUGUGGUCGAUGUCACUGAAGAGUCCAAACUAAGUCGAACCGGCAGACUGUUGUUAACAGAAAGUAAAAAAACUCUCCAGGAUAAGCAUGUGGUCGUCGUGAGCGAUGAUGAUGAUGAUGAUGACAUUGUGGAAUAUAAAAGCGCACCAUCCAAAUCUGCAGAAUUGCUGCAUGAGGUGGGUGAGCUGGUCUGGGGUCAGGUGGAGGGCUUCUCUACCUGGCCAGCUAUCAUCAUACCUCGCUGGGAAGAGAAUCCAGAUCCAAAGACGAGGAUGGUGGACUGGUAUGGACAGAACAUGUCCUCUGAGGUCACUUUGCAGGCUCUGAAACCAUUCGCUGCUUUUGCCCAGAACUACUGUCCCAAGUCAUUCGCUAUCCUCGUCACCUACAGAGAAGCCAUAUUCUUGUCCCUGCAGGAGGCAGCUGUACGUUGUAAGAAGCAGUUUUCUACCCGUCCCGAGGACAGAGAUGAGAUGCUGAAACUGAUGUUGGACUGGGCCUUUGGAGGUUUUCUACCCAUUGGACCAGUUGGACUCAAACCAUCGGCUGCCACACACGGUGUUACUAAAACAAACAACAGACCAAAGGUGCGGCAGAAACUCUUUGUGAAGGUCACCUCCUCUUCGUCAUUCAGCUCCUCCAGCAAGAGCAACAUCAUCAGCACCGAGCCAAAAGAAACUCCCGUCUGUGCUACCAAACUGACAUGCAACUCCAUGGAGAAGUCCUCCCCCAGAGGUGGAAAAAGAUGGGAAACAUGGGACGAAGGGUCUGAUUUUGCAGAAAACAGUCCUAAAAGAGUCCUGAAGGAGAAGGGAUCCAGAGGAGGAUGGGAUGGAGAGAGAGAUGACUGGGAAGGAGGGUGGGAGAAGGUGAAAGGAGUGGGGAGAGGAAGGGGCAGGGGAGGGAAAGUUCAGAGGAAGAAAAUUAGUCCGUUUGAUGGAUUCGAUAACGACAUGUCACCAGACUUUGUGCCGUGCAAGAAGAGGACCUACAACAAAAAUUACACAAAGGUCCAUGAGACCAUCAGCACUUACUCCCAGCCGGACCAAAAACUCAGAGAGGAGACCAUUCGCAGGAUCAUGGACAUGAAGCUGGACAUAGACGACUUCUGUUUGUGUUGUGGAACCGAGAACAUUGUCAUACGCCACCCUCUGUUUAAAGGCAGCCUCUGCCUGGAGUGUAAAAAUAACUUGACAGAAACGCUGUAUCGUUACGAUGAAGACGGAUAUCAGUCCUACUGCACCAUCUGCUGCUACGGCAUGGAGGUCAUACUGUGUGGCAACGACAGCUGCUGCAGAUCUUACUGCGCAGACUGUCUGAACAUCCUCGUCAGUUCGGGGACGUUUGAGACUUUGAAGCUUCUCGACCCGUGGAACUGCUACUUGUGUCAGCCUCAUCAGACUCACGGUGCUCUGAUUCCCAGAGAGGACUGGAGCAUUCUGGUUCAGGAGUUAUUCGCCAACAACAGCGCCAUGGAGUUUGAGCCUCACCGUGUUUAUCCGUCCAUCUCUGCAAACCUGCGCAGACCAGUCCGAGUUCUCUCACUGUUUGACGGCAUAGCAACAGGCUACCUGGUGUUGAAGGAUCUCGGCUUCAAAGUUGAGAAAUAUGUUGCCUCGGAGGUUUGUGAGGAUUCAAUCGCUGUGGCGGAAGUUAACCAUGAUGGGAGGAUCAUCCAUGUUGGUGACGCCCGGUACAUCACGCAGGAACAUAUCGAGCAGUGGGGUCCGUUUGAUUUGCUGAUCGGCGGCAGCCCCUGUAACGACCUCUCCAUCGUCAACCCGUUCAGAAAAGGCCUCUAUGAGGGCACCGGCAGGCUGUUCUUUGAGUUCUACCGCAUCCUUCAGCUGCUGAAACCCAAAGAGGAAGACCCCCGGCCUUUCUUCUGGCUGUUUGAGAACGUCGUCUUCAUGAACACACAUGACAAAGUCAACAUCUGUCGCUUCCUCGAGUGCAACCCGGUGCUGGUGGACGCAGUCAAAGUCAGCCCUGCUCACCGAGCGCGAUGCUUCUGGGGAAACAUCCCGGGGAUGAGCAGGCCCAUCAUAGCGUCCCAAAACGACAAGCUGAAUCUCCAGGACUGUUUAGAAAUCGGCAGAGAAGCCAGGGUGACCAAAGUGAGGACGAUCACCACCAACCCAAACUCUCUGAAGCAGGGCAAAAAUGUCUCUCUGCUGCCUGUCCUCCACUACGGCAAAGAAGACAACCUCUGGAUCACUGAACUAGAAAGGAUCUUUGGUUUCCCCAAACAUUACACGGACGUGAGGAACAUGAACCGGCAGCAGAGGCAGAAGGUUUUGGGGAAGGCGUGGAGCGUUCCCGUCAUCCGUCACCUCUUCGCCCCCCUGAAGGAUUUUGCCUGUGAGGAACUUCCUCCUUUGACCUCGUCCACCACCUCUACCAACUCGUACUCCUCCACCUCCCCGUCCUCACCUGCGUCUCCAGAACUGCAGCAGCUGAGAUAG